AUGUAUGUUAUUCCAUUACUUUAUCGUAUAUCAUCUAUGAACGAUCAUGUAUCAAUUACUCGAUUACAUUAUACAUUUCAAAGUGUUAUCACAAAGCAUAACAUUCUUCGAACAGCACUUUAUAUUGAUGAUACAAAUGGUAAUAUUAUACAACAUUGUUUAGAUGCAAAUAUCAUUCUUGAUGGUGAUAUGAAAUCAAAUAGAUUAACAAUUGUUAAUAUUGAUAAUGAUAAUCAUCAUCAAGUGAAUGAAACUAUCGCAGAAAUAUUGAAUCAGGCUGAUUUAUUUGAUUUAUCAAAAGGACGUGUUAUUCGUUGUCAUAUUCUUCGUCAUUAUCAUCAAUCUCAAGAUAGUAUCACAUAUGAGAAUGAUGAUCUAUUGACUGAAAAUGAUCACAUACUAAUUAGUAUUCAUCAUGCAAUAUUUGAUGGAGCAUCAACAUCAAUCUUUCUUCAUGAUCUUUCUCUUGUAUAUGAAUCUGAUGAGUCACAAGUUCGAUUAUCAAUGGAUGAGAGCUCAUUGAGUUACAUAGAUUAUUCUGUUCAUGAACAUAUCAUGGAUAUGUCAUUAUCUCGUGAAUUCUGGCAUUCUCAACUUGAAGGAUAUAAUCUUGCACGCCAAUUAUCAUUACCUGUUGAUCGACAACGUUCAUCAACUAAUCAUCAGCGAUCAGGUUUAGCAUCCAUAGCUGAAAUCACUUUCGAUAGUGAAAUAUGCACAUCAUUUUUAAAUUAUGCAUCAUCCCAUCAUCUCACACCUUUUCAACUUGGAUUAUCUAUAUUUUAUGUCUUCCUAUUCAAAUUAUCUCAUGGUGAGACUGAUUUAUGUAUUUCUUCUAUUAAUGCAAAUCGAUAUCGAAAUGAAUUACAAAAUAUGAUUGGAAUGUUUGUUUCAACGUUACCAUAUCGUGCUGAGCUUGAUCCCCAUUGGUCGUUUAAUGAAGUAGCUAAACAUGUUCGAGAAAAGUGUUUAUCAAUUCUUGAACAUUCUCAUUAUCCACUUCAACAUAUUCUUGGUGAUAAUCAAUUAACUCAAUCGAAUGUAUCAUUUCUUGAGAUAAUGUUUGAUUUUAUUACUGUGUCAAAAGAGGUGGAAUAUUUAUGUUUGAAUGAUACAAAUUUGAAACAAAUAUCAUUAGAGCAAUCACUUGAAAUGUCAAAAUUUGAUUUCUCAGUAACAUUUGAAUACAAUCCAUUAUCAGAUAACAAGAAAUUAUCAUGUAGUCUUAUUUGUUCACGUGAUCUGUUUGAAAAAUCAACAAUUUCAAAAAUAGCUCAAAGAUUUGAAUAUAUGUUGAAGCAGCUGUUUAAAACACAAUUAAGCAAUGCGUUUACAACCGAUACGAAUUCAUCGAUUAACAAAGCAUCUCUUAUUCUUCCCGACGAAGCUGAGGAAAUGAAAUUAGUUGUGUUUCAUCGAUUGGAGAAUAUUGUGAAUGAAGCACCAGCAUCAUUUGCACAAGCUCGUAUUUGGCUUGAUGAACGAAUUCGCUUCGAUCCAGAGAAGCCACAGGUAGCAAUCUAUAACAUGCCAUUUAUUUAUCGUAUGCAAUCAAGUCAUACUUUAUCCGUUAAACAACUUCAUCAAGCUCUACAGAUCACUGUUGACAAACACCUCUCACUCCAUACGUCACUUACUUUUGAUGCAGAAAUGAAUGUGCUCAUGCAACGGGUUAUUACACGAAAAGAAAAUCACACUGAUAUGUUUUCAAUCAUCGAAUCUACUUAUGAAACAGAUGAACAACUUAAUAACAUUUUACACGAUGAGAAACGUAAUCCUCAACUGUUUAACCUUGCGCAAGGUCUUGUCUUUCGAUGUCAUAUUAUUUAUUAUCAACAAGUCUCUUCAAAUGAUCUACUUUCUGACAAAGAUAUACUUAUUUUCAACUUUCAUCAUGCUCUAUUUGAUUUUCCAUCAAUGAAUAUAUUUCUGCAUGAUCUUAAUCAAGCAUAUACAACAGGUCAACUAUUAUAUGAUGACAACACUCUCCUACGUUAUCUCGACUAUGCUGUUAUUGAACAACAAAUGGCAAUGACUGGUGCAAGCAUGUUUUGGUUUGAUGCUCUUCAUGAUUGUAAACUUGAUCAGUCUCUAUCAUUACCAUUUGAUCGAUAUCAUCUUACAAAUGAACACCGAACUGGUCAUGCAACAUCUAUUUCAUUUGAUUUUGGUCAAGAUCUCUCACAUCACUUUCUUACCCAUGCAUCAUCAAAUAAUAUACCACUGGAACAUCUCACAUUUGCUAUUUGUUUCAUCUUUCUAUUUAAAUUAACUAGUGGACAAACAGAUCUAUGUUUGGCUAUGAACAUCAAUGAUAAUCGAUAUAGAGAUGAACUCAAAUCAAUCAUUGGACUGUUUGAGAA
Molecule: messenger RNA, 2363 nt
Organism: Adineta steineri
Lineage: Eukaryota; Metazoa; Rotifera; Eurotatoria; Adinetida; Adinetidae
Source: the annotation of a GenBank genome assembly